UUUUCGAAUUCAAAAUCUCAAAAAGCUUUAAAUAAAUAAAUAAAAUCCCCAAAUUAAAAUUGUCCAAAUCAUAGAAGAAACCCUAAUAAAUUUAUAAUAUUGAAAAAAGAUUGUCUUUGAGCCAGAAGUCUAAAUCAAAAUAGAUGGGGAAGAGAAAGGAGCGUCGUCUAGCUGCUAUGAGCAACGCCGGCCGCCGUGUUAAACUCGAUCUCUUCGCGGAACCCUCUGAAGAUUUGGGUGGCUCCUCAGUACAUGAAGAAAUCGAUGGGGAACUGAAACAUCAUGCUGGGUUGCCCAAUUCAUUAUCUUCUCCAGGUCAACAACCACCAAAUCCUUUGCUGCUACUUGGCCAGUAUAGUGAUGAUGAGGUGGAUGAGGAGUCAGAUAAAAGACUAGACCGUGUCAUUUUGGAUGGUUCUGUAUCUGAUCACGAUGACAAGGCUAAGGGGCCCCUAAGUGAGACUUGCAAAGAUACAGAAGCUGAUGCAGGUGAAGGUCUUGAUACUCUAAAGGUUAAUCAGCAGAACAUAGAGAAAGAUUCUACUCCGAAUGCUGUCCAUAACUUGGUAGACAUUGAUGAGAAAGGAGAUAAUAAUGUUACAAAUGAAUCAGUCAAGAAUGACUCUACAGAACAAAAUGCUGUUGCUGGAACUUCUGAAGUACAGGUAACUCAAGAUGCGGGUUCAGGCUGGAGGAUUGUAAUGCAUGAAGAGAGUCAUCAGUAUUACUACUGGAACACUGAAACUGGUGAAACUUCAUGGGAGGUGCCUGCUGUUUUGAAUCAGAUAAACCAAUCAACUUCUGACGAGAAAGUGCCUACUGUUGAAGAUAUGGAGGCUGCUCAAGUGGAUGCACAUGAUUUGAAUCCAACACCAAGUACCCAACCAGUUGUUGACAAUAUGAUUUGUCAGAGCAAGGUGCAUGAUAAUGAGCCAAAGUUAGAUGAGCUGGAAAGAGGAGGCAAAAGUGAAGCUUUGAGGGAUAAAAUCUCUGAUGUCAAUAGAAGUGAUUUUCAAAAUAGCUUAGAUGCUGUUGAUACCUGUUUGGCUGGUGAGAGUUUAGAUUGCUCUGGGAACUAUACCCAUGAUGUGCUUGCUAAUGAUGAUAAUAAAACAGGGAUCGAUUGCUCUACUCAUCUUUUGAGACAAGGGGAGUGUUUGCUAGAGAGGCUGGAGUCACUAAAAGUCUCUGAAGACGAUCUGCAAGCUCAGGGCUGGAAGUCUAAAUGCAGUUUAGAAGUUGAGAUUAGACUUUCGGAUAUCAAAGCGUUGGUUUCGUAUGGAUCAUCUUUAUCACCAUUUUGGACACAUUGUGAAAGGCAGCUAAAACGGCUUGAAGGUAUUAUUAAUGAUAAAAUUUACCAGCUUGCAAAAUCAGCAAUUAUGGAAGAGGCUGAAGAAACUCCCGACUCUUUUGGAGAAAAGCUCAAGAUAAAGGAAGGUUCAUACAAUGAAGUUGAAGCUGAUGUAGAUGUUAUCGAUGCAACUGCUUCCGCACCUGACAUUUCUCAUGUCUUUACGAAUGCUGAUACAUCAACAGUAGUCAUUGGUGAUGUUAAUAAUCAAGUUCUCUCCAGCAAUGCUGCCCAUAUGGUAAGUGUUCCUACUGAACAUUGUGAACGUGAAGUCGAAGAAGGUGAACUGGUAGAUGGAGAUACGCUUUCUGGAGAAAAUUCUAAGACUGGAGUCCAUGCCAGAGAAGAUGAUGAUAUGGAUGUGGACAUGGAAGUUGAAGAUGUAAUACCACCAAGCGCAAUGCCACUCAUGCAACAAAACCCUUCUUCUGAUUACUCAGCUGUUCCUCCACUUCCGAGUGAGGAGUGGAUUCCUCCACCACCUCCUGAUACUGAACAAAUUCCACCACCUCCUCCUGAUAAUGAACAAGUUCCUCCCCCACCACCUAAUGAGCCUCCUGAACAUUCCUAUCCUCUUGCCCCAUCUCAUAUAGAGACUACACCUCUUACUUACGCGGAACAAUACGGCCUAACUUAUUCUGAUGCCAGUUAUCAGUAUUAUGGACAUGCAGUUAAUGAAAUUCCUGUUGGUGGUUUCUAUGGACAUGCUGAUGGAUCUCAAAUUGCUGUACCCCAAGCCGCACUUUACUAUCAAGCAGUUCCUAACACAUACUCUGAUGGUGCAUCAGUAUCUGUUAACUCUGUUGAACCUAUAAUAUUUUAUGACCUUCAAGGUAGAAGAGCAUCAUCCGUGCCUAUAGCUGGGAGUACAGAAUCUUUUCAUUUGCCUAGUGAAGUGGGUACAAUUAGUUCCAAUACUCUUGCUUCAAAUCAAGUCGAAUCUGGUGGUGAUAUUGCAUUAACAGGAACUGAUGUGCGAGCCAAUGGUCCUAUUGUUAAUGAGAAGACCGAGGUAGCAUCAGUUGGGAGCUCAUCUACUUCGGCCACUAUUGAAGCUCCUGCAACUGUUUCUGUUAGAGAAAGUGCUGCCGCCGCCGCUGCAGCCGCAUCUGCAGCAGCUGCAACUUCAUCAUCAGCUCCAAAGGUUCAAUCUAAAGCUGCACGAACUAAAAAGCGGACAGUUGCUGUCACAUCCUCCUUAAGGUCGAAUAAGAAGGUCUCCUCUUUGGUGGACAAGUGGAAAGCUGCCAAAGAGGAAUUGCAAGAGAAUGCAGAAGAUGAGCCUGAAAAUGCUUACGAGAAAUUAGAAAAAAAGCGACAACGAGAAAUAGAGGAAUGGCAUGCUCAGCAACUUGCCAGCGGAGAGGCUAAAGAUAAUGCAAAUUUUCAGCCUUUGGGUGGUGAUUGGCGUGAAAAAGUAAAGCGGAGAAGAGCGCAGAAGGCUAAAGAAUCUACGGAAACUCCCUCGGUGGCACAUCCUGAUGGAAACCAACAACCUGAUUUAGAUGAACUCUCAAGGGGCCUCCCUUCGGGAUGGCAGGCUUAUUGGGACGAAGCUUCGAAACAACCCUAUUAUGGCAACAUUAACACGUCGGAGACAACUUGGAUUAGACCAACAAAAUAAGUUUUUGAGAUUGAUUAUUAUCAUUUAUUUGUCAUAACAAAUUUUGAGUUGGAUCAAUAUAUAAUUUCACGUUUCACUUUUCUCUCAAAUGUACAUCUUUCUAGAGGCAGCUUAGGAAUGAAUCAGGUAAUUUCGCCCGGUGUAGUCAUUGUUAUGUUCUCAAAGGUUCUCUACUUUUAUUUGGUCAUUAGUUUA
This is a messenger RNA of Gossypium raimondii (Peruvian cotton), 3173 nucleotides long. RefSeq lists its product as uncharacterized. The record is from RefSeq and is a predicted model, not a curated record. The transcript is spliced from 10 exons. The coding region runs from base 144 to 2978 and encodes 944 amino acids. Gene Ontology annotation, molecular function: protein binding. NCBI's taxonomy places the organism in Eukaryota, Viridiplantae, Streptophyta, Magnoliopsida, Malvales, Malvaceae.